AUGGAGGAAGAAGACGAUGCUGCGGCGGCGAAGAACGCCGUGUUCCCGGUUGUUUUAUUCGACGGUGAGCGCGAGACGGAUGUAGGCAACGUAAAUAUUCAUCAAGAUCUUUUGUUCAAGGAAUUUCAGAUGAAGUUGAGCCAAAUGAUCGGUAUAUCGUACAAUAAUUUAACGACUUACUUAGUCGAUAGCAGGAAAUCGAAGAUUUCGCCGGAGCGACGGAAGAUUCUGAUAACCGGUAAGGUUAACUUCUCUGUAAUCAUUAGAGAAAGAAACUGUUACUUCCUUGUGGUUUUGAAGCGGUCAAGAAGAGACCGCCGGAGGAAACCAAGUCACCAGAGCGAUUUAGAUUUCCGGUUGGCGCCUGAUGAUCUAUCACGUAUCCAUUGGAAUCAGCUUGAUAUGAACGACGCACAAAUGUCUGGUUAUAGUCCUUAUUACUACGAUGAACGGUUUCACGAUUUGUUGAUUCAGAGAGAAAACUACAUGAAUAUGAUUUUGAAUUCGAGAUACGGAUUCGAUUCUCCUUUGAACAUGAAUUUCCCGAAGAUUGAAGAGGUGUACCCAAAAGUCCAGUCGAGUCGUGCCUUGUGUGAAGAUUGCACAGCAGCGGAAAAACAGGGGAAGACAGCUGAGUUUCACUUGUGUGUUUACGAUGAGGUUAUUGUCGAUGGAUUCCGGUCACCGGCGGGACCGGUUUCUCGUCGCCGGUGA
Messenger RNA from Lactuca virosa, 714 nucleotides. The record is from the annotation of a GenBank genome assembly. NCBI's taxonomy places the organism in Eukaryota, Viridiplantae, Streptophyta, Magnoliopsida, Asterales, Asteraceae.